CCUGAUCUCUUCAGCUGGGAUAGAGUUGUCAGGAUGUCCCCAACUGAGAGGCUGGAACACGCCUUCAGCAAGGCUCAGACGUACUUGGGAAUGAGAAGCUCUUAGAUCCUGAAGAUGUUGCCGUUCAGCUUCCUGACAAGAAAUCCAUAAUUAUGUAUUUAACGUCUCUGUUUGAGGUGCUGCCAUCAGCAAGUCACUCUGGACGCUGUCCGCGAGGUAGAGACUCUCCGAGAAAUUACAAGAAAGAGUGCGAAGAAGGAGAUCUUAAUAUGCAGAGCCCAGCGCCAGAGCAGGAGCACGAGAGCCCCCGGGCUGAGACCCCCAGCACCGUCACCGAGGUCGACAUGGAUCUGGACGGCUAUCAGACAGCCCUGGAGGAUGUGCUGACCUGGUUGCUUUCUGCCGAGGACACGUUCCAGGAGCAGGAUGAGAUCUCUGAUGAUGUGGAAGAAGUCAAAGACCAGUUUGCCACGCACGAAGCGUUUAUGAUGGAGCUGACUGCGCACCAGAGCAGCGUGGGGAGUGUCCUGCAGGCGGGAAACCAGCUGAUCACACAAGGGACUCUGUCGGAUGAGGAGGAGUUUGAAAUUCAGGAGCAGAUGACCCUGCUGAACGCUAGAUGGGAGGCCCUCAGGGUGGAGAGCAUGGACAGGCAGUCCCGGCUGCAUGACGUGCUCAUGGAACUGCAGAAGAAGCAGCUGCAGCAGCUCUCUGCCUGGUUAACGCUCGCAGAAGAACGCAUCCAAAAGAUGGAAACUUGCCCCCUGGAGGAUGAUUUAAAAUCCCUGCAAAAGCUGCUGGAAGAUCAUAAAAGUUUGCAAAAUGAUCUUGAGGCUGAACAGGUGAAAGUCAAUUCGUUAACUCACAUGGUGGUAAUUGUGGAUGAAAACAGCGGGGAGAGCACCACAGCUGUUCUGGAAGAUCAGUUGCAGAAACUCGGGGAGCGCUGGACAGCCGUGUGCCGAUGGACCGAGGAACGCUGGAGCCGGUUGCAGGAGAUCAACAUGCUGUGGCAGGAGUUACUGGAAGAGCAGUGUUUGUUGAAAGCUUGGCUGACCGAAAAAGAGAGGCUUUAAGUAAAGUCCAGACGAGCAACUUCCGAGACCAAAAGGAACUAAGUGUCAGUGUUCGGCGACUGGCUAUUUUGAAGGAGACAUGGAAAUGAAGCGUCAAGUUUUGGACCAGCUGAGUGAGAUUGGCCAGGAUGUGGGCCAAUUACUUGAUAACCCCAAGGCAUUCCAGAAG
Messenger RNA from Phyllostomus discolor (pale spear-nosed bat), 1245 nucleotides. Its product is annotated as utrophin-like. The coding region runs from base 153 to 1076 and encodes 307 amino acids. The transcript is spliced from 9 exons. Gene Ontology annotation, cellular component: plasma membrane. Gene Ontology annotation, biological process: synaptic signaling. NCBI's taxonomy places the organism in Eukaryota, Metazoa, Chordata, Mammalia, Chiroptera, Phyllostomidae. Gene Ontology annotation, molecular function: protein binding. The record is from RefSeq and is a predicted model, not a curated record.